CAACUCAGUACACCUGUGUUGAAAUGAUCUCUACAAACAAAGACCUCAUCUUUAAGCUCCUGCAGAAACACCACUGGGUUCCUGAGUACAGGUGACCAAGCAGCCAAAGGGAACUACGGUUUGUUGGAUCAGAUCCAGGCUUUACGUUGGACCAGCGAGAACAUAGCAGCGUUUGGUGGUGACCCGUUACGCAUCACCGUGUUUGGCUCAGGUGCUGGGGCAUCAUGUGUGAAUCUCCUCACUCUGUCUCACUAUUCAGAGGGCAACCGCUGGAGCAACUCUACUAAAGGUCUUUUUCAAAGGGCCAUUGCCCAGAGUGGGACAGCUCUAUCCAGCUGGGCUGUCAGUUUCCAGCCAGCGAAGUAUGCGCGGAUGCUGGCCCGUAAGGUGGGCUGUAACCUGGAGGACACAGUGGAACUAGUAGUGUGCCUGCAAAGAAAACAUUACAAGGAGCUUGUAGAUCAAGACAUCCAGCCAGCCCGCUACCACAUUGCCUUUGGCCCAGUCAUUGAUGGAGAUGUAAUACCUGAUGACCCUCAGAUACUGAUGGAGCAAGGUGAGUUUCUCAACUAUGACAUAAUGCUAGGAGUGAAUCAGGGUGAGGGCCUAAAGUUUGUGGAGCUCAUCGUUGACAAUGACAAUGGCGUCCAGGCCAAUGACUUUGACUAUGCAGUGUCCAGCUUUGUUGAUGACCUUUAUGGUUACCCAGAGGGUAAAGACAUUCUGCGUGAAACCAUCAAGUUUAUGUACACGGACUGGGCCGACAGGCACAACCCGGAGACCCGGCGGAAGACUUUGCUGGCCCUGUUUACUGAUCACCAAUGGGUAGCACCGGCUGUAGCAACAGCUGAUCUGCACUCAAGUUUUGGGUCACCAACAUACUUUUAUGCCUUCUACCAUCACUGUCAGACAGAACAGGUACCACCGUGGGCAGACGCAGCGCAUGGAGAUGAGAUCCCAUAUGUGUUCGGGCUGCCAAUGAUUGGGCCAACAGAGCUGUUUCCAUGCAACUUCUCCAAGAAUGAUGUGAUGCUGAGUGCUGUUGUCAUGACCUACUGGACAAAUUUUGCCAAGACUGGGGACCCAAACCAACCUGUACCACAAGACACCAAGUUCAUCCACACAAAGCCCAAUCGCUUUGAAGAAGUGGCGUGGACACGCUACAACCAGAAGGACCAGCUCUACCUGCACAUCGGCCUGAAGCCUCGGGUCAAAGAGCACUACAGGGCAAACAAGGUCAACCUCUGGUUGGAGCUUGUUCCUCAUCUACACAGCCUCAAUGAGGUCACCCCACUCAUCCCUACCACUACCAAGAUUCCUCCUCCUGAAGCCACUAACCGGACACCAAAGACCAAAGUUCUGGUAACCAAGCGCCCAAACCCAACUCCGUUUCCCACCGAGACACAGGGCAGCCACAACCAGCCUCACCUGGUGGACCAGCGGGACUACUCCACAGAACUUUCGGUGACUAUUGCGGUUGGAGCUUCUUUGCUUUUCCUCAACAUCCUGGCCUUUGCUGCCCUUUACUAUAAAAAGGACAAGCGGCGGCAUGACGUCCACCGGCGCUGCAGCCCCCAGCGGAGCGCCGCCAAUGACUUGGCUCACACUCAGGAGGAGGAGAUCAUGUCUCUGCAGAUGAAGCAGCACUCGGACCUGGACAGGGACUGCAGAGGGGUGGGGGAUUCCCUCCACCCACAUGACGUGGUCCUGAGGACUGCCUGCCCCCCAGACUACACCCUGGCUAUGAGGCGCUCACCAGACGACAUCCCGCUCAUGACACCAAACACCAUAACCAUGAUCCCCAGCACCAUGGGAGGCCUCACCUCACUCCACUCCUUUAACACAUAUCCCAGCAGUGGGCAGAACAACACUCUGCCUCAUCCGCACCCACACUCACACUCCACCACCCGGGUAUAGCCCAGUGGAUGGACCCGUACAGGCAGGACUCUAGCGGCUCAGGCAACAAGCUAACUGCGGCGCUGCAGCGGAGAGUCCAGGCCGACCUGCUGAAAAACAGACUUUUCAGGAGUUAAACCGCCGGCCCGGAGAUGCCAAACACAGAUGGAAUUAUACUGGAAUUAUACCACAUUCUGUUAAUACCGGAGGAAAUAUAAUAAAAGGUUUCAGAUGCUUUGGAUCAGAGGAUCAAAAAAUAAUAAUAUUAGUAAUUGUGGUUUUGUAGAAAAAAAAUGGAAAGACAUGAGGGGAAAAAAGUUACAGCAGAACAACAUCUCACAAGCUGAAACAUUUGAGAAAGAUGUUUUUUUUAUCAUUAUUUUUGUUCUGGUAUUACAGCAACAAAAAGGAACAGUGAAACACUUUUUCUCUCUAGCGACAGCUAUGGCCUUCGGGAUUUUCUGACAAACGACUCCUUGACAGUAUUAUCUGGAAGCAGCGCGGAGCAUCAGACACGCCUUGGAGGUGAGAAGAGGGGAGCACUUUGUAAAGGAAAGAAAACAUAUUGUUUUCCUUUGGCAUUACUCUGCAAAACACUGUUUGUGGGGCACAAAGCAGAUGCUGUGCAACCCAAUCGAGUCAUGUCUGAGGGUCGUAAACGGAGGCUAUGUAAGAUAAGCCAAAAGCAGCAGAAUAAACCGAAGGACUGAAAACUUUAAGAUAAAGUGACCCUGUAUGCACAACAGAACCAUUUUGAGGAGAAAAAAAAUAUCUUGCAAAUACUUUUCAUCCUUUUAUUUUUGAUCGAAACAAUUUUAUUGUAUAGGACCUAUUUACAUAUCUAAGCACCAAGGCUGUUUAAGCCCACUUCUCUUGGGCGGGGUGUUCACACUGCAACCUGCCAGUCGGAUCGGGACGUAGGAAGUGAGAACGCACCGAGCGGCUUUCUGGCAGUUCCAACUUCAACACAGAGAGCUGGGGGGACAAAGGAUAAUUGGGAUAUUUUAGCACGAUGCGCAUGACAAUUUACCUGCUUGAUGGCUGCUCUGCUGAUUAUGUCAUUAAUAAGAAUAAUUUUCACCCUGUUCUUUGUGUUGGAAAGAUUCAAGACCUAUUUCCUUAUUGGAUUACUAGAAAACACAAGGCUCUCACGGAACUUUGGGAAAUGCAGUCCCGAUUUGUGGAUGUCACUGGAUGGAUUUAGAUAGUAAAACAAAACAAAAAAAAUUGGGGGUAGGCAUAUGGUAAAGAUUUCUUGCUUAACAUAAUAUAGCUUGAAUGGGCUGGACAUAUAAGGACUAGUUUUGUACUCUAUGUGUUGGUACUACUUUUUGAUAGUGGGUAAAUCACAUUACAUUGUAUCAAUCAAACCCAUUGUACCUUCAGUUGAAAUCAAUGUUUUUUGCUGUUCUACCUAUUGGAGCACCGGACCGGACCCUAUCAAAGUAAUUACCUGCACUGUUUAUUCCAUUGACCUCUCGUCACCCUAAUGCCCCCCGAAAAAUCGACACUUCAAGAUAAAAAAGUAACACAGUGGAACCCAAUUGGUAAGGAAAAUGGAGGGUGAAAUGAUCGAAAAAUUCCAUCUCCAGGCGAUGUAGAUUUGCCAAUGAUUUAUCCAACAAAGCUCUGAACCCCAGAGCUACUUAAACAUGACUGCCUAUAGAUGUUUAAUUCAAGAUAAAAGCCAGACAGAUCACACGGGGUGGGAGUCGACGGAAAUGCACAGCAGGAGGCUGAGAGGAAGAACGAGUAUCAGGCUGGGUCAAUUCCCACGAUUCACUUUUUAUGUAGUUUUCAUCAUUAGCCAAGCUGAAUCAAGUUAGGUGGUACUUUGUGUUGAGAGAUGUCAGUGUGUCUGCCAGUAAAGCAGGAUGAUCAAAAGCAAAAAGUCUUACCUCUUCAACUUAAUGUAUUUUUUUGCUUUUUUUUCUUAUACACACACACACACACACACACGCAGUCCUGUGCUCCAAAUCUCUGCCAUGGUGUCAGAAUUGAUAAAAGGCACCCACUUAUUUAAAAGGGCAGCUCAGGUUCUGUUAAAAGCUUAUACGCAGUUAAUGUUUUAUGCACAGCACAUGAAUCUCUUACCCUCUUAAUUAAGCAUGAACCAAAAGGAAGUUUGUUCCAGAGGCUGAUGCUGAUGGCUGGUCCAAAAGGAGCCAAGACCGAGAUUGACAUCUACUGUCCUAACACACAACCCUAAUCUAGAAAACGUCACAGCAGUUCAAUAGUUGAUAUUUAUUUAAACAGAAGCCAGUAGAUACAUUUCCAUCCAAAUAUCAUGCAUAUUUUAAACAAACUUUCAAAAUGUUGCUGACUAAAGAAGACGAAGGAAAAGCGAAUUGGGUGUGUUUCCUUCUUCUGGUUCGCAGGCUGUGUAGCCUGGUUGUGAUUCCUUAAGAUGUUGAUGAUGCAGGAAGUAGAAAUUGAAAACUAGUAUGGAUCACACAUCUUAGGGAAAUUAAGGGAGGUUUUCAGGAGUUUGCUGCUAUUGGACAAAUGUUCUGUUAUGCCAACUAGCAUUGGCGAUGUUGCAAUUCUAACUCACAAUGGCAGCAGAAUCAGCUGAUCAGUCAUGUGGGGAAAAUGUUCGCUACAUCAGAACUUAUUCAAUGUGUCUCCUUCUCUCCUUUAGCCCAUUAACUCAGAAAAACCACAUUUUGUCGUUUCAAUCAACCUUUUUUAAUGUGAUACAUCAAAAUCCACAUUAAAAAAAAUGGUUGCUGUAAUCGCAGCCUGUGAUUGUUUACACAGUAAAUAAAGUUUGGAUGGUUUGUACAUGUGAAACUUACUGAGUACCAAACAUCUGAUCUGUGACUGGUCAGAGUAACUGUCUGAUCUGAAAGUAAAUCAGUGUGAAAACCAGUAGACUUGUGUGAUUUUCACCUUUCAUAGCAAUUCAUUCUUUCUAUUUUUAUUUAUUUAUUUUUUAGUCUGUGUUGGUCUUGGUCGCUCUCAGGAUGUUUUCAACCUUCUGAACCAGCUAAUCUGCACGUCUAUUAAUUGAAGACACCAAGGAAGUUUUUAACUGCAAUUGGAUUUUUCUCCCUUCCUUUUGGAAUAAGUUUAAUGUUUUGAAAAUUUCACUUGUUGUUUUAUCUAGAUAGAUAUUUCUGUCUACAUAUUUCGUGUUUAGUGUUUCUGUUUUCCCUUCGCCCAUCUUGAGGUUGCAGCUUUGUACUUUGAGUUGCCGUAAGGAUAAUUUUAUCAACCUUUUCGUAACUAUUCUUUCUCUAAUCUUAAGGUUUCUUGGAAUAGGUGUGACGUACAUUUAAAAUGUUUAGGCUUAACUGACUAGCUAACUUUCAGGUAAAUAAAUACAAAAAAACUAAAUAAAAAAAAAAGAACAAAAAACUAUGGUUUCUGUUUGCCGAGUCACUUCCAUGAAGCCCAUCAGCUGAUCUGUGACCGCCAAUAACCUCACCAUCUUUUUCUUCAGAUGACAUUCUUAACUACUGAAGGAGCUAUUCAUGCAAAUCACUACAUUACUCUGUGUGUACUAUUUUUAUUACCAAAACUGUCUUAGAGAAUUUAUGUUUUCCUAUGUUUCUUUUCUAGAUAAAGUCACCAAUGGAGCUAAUCCUGCCAUUUACUCAGUUCUCAGAUUAAACUGGAGCAUUGAGUUUGAACUUGUCUGUAUGAUUGGAUGGGAUUGAAUUGACAAUAUGUUUGUAUAAAGAACUAUCUGUUCCUCUUGUAAAAUCCACUGAGAGAGCACUUGUUGUAAAUCAGGGCUGUGUGAAAAAAACAUUCUGAACUGAAUCCUGAUGCUAAAUGAUCGACAAAGAAUUAAAACAUGAUCAGUCAACCAGUCA
This is a messenger RNA of Gambusia affinis (western mosquitofish), 5717 nucleotides long. Its product is annotated as neuroligin-1-like. Gene Ontology annotation, biological process: postsynaptic membrane assembly; modulation of chemical synaptic transmission; neuron cell-cell adhesion. Bases 373 to 1917 code for a protein of 514 amino acids. Gene Ontology annotation, cellular component: synapse; postsynaptic specialization membrane; cell surface. Gene Ontology annotation, molecular function: signaling receptor activity; neurexin family protein binding. The record is from RefSeq and is a predicted model, not a curated record. NCBI's taxonomy places the organism in Eukaryota, Metazoa, Chordata, Actinopteri, Cyprinodontiformes, Poeciliidae. The transcript is spliced from 8 exons.